CAGUGCGAACCAUCAUAGCGUAACAUGGCAGUCGAAAUUGCAGACAGAGAAGGGAGGAGAUUGGUAAGGAUUCUAAGGAAAAUGCCGACCUGUUGUUUACGCUUCCAGCGUCGAACAUUGGUUCCGUAUUUUUCUGACGGCUCUUUCCAUCCAACACCCACGAAACACGCCAGGGAGGAAAGUUAGUGGGCAAUCGAGCGACUGAGAAGGCGUUCUUGGCUGCUCUCGAGCUGCGGCUACGCCCCCAUGGAAUCUUCCACGAUACUCAAGCCCAAAUGGGUCCCCAUAGAGCAGUUGAAGCCAGGAGAGAAAAGGAGGCAGAAAGGGCUUAUCAAGCUCUGUAUUGACCUAAGUCCUGAGAUCAUGGACAAGUUGAUACGGAGCUAUGGCCCGUAUCCUCUCUUCUGGCGCUUCGACGUGCGUGCUAUGGUGAGUACUAUGAUUCAGGAACUUGAGGCGGGGAAGCAAGGCGGUUCGGAGGGGGAGGGGCCGGCGUUCAUGGGAUGCCAUUGGGGGCACCAUCGGCCGCUGGGAUGUAGUACUGGUUCCCCAACGACAUCUGGGGCCUCUUUCCAAUCCUACCCGCCCACCUACCGGGGGCCAAAUCUUGGUGCGCCAUGGAUAAGACCUCACCCUUUCCCCAUCCCACUACCGCCGCCGCCUAUACCACUGCCACCACCCCUCCCCCUCCCCCAGGUCCCACUCCUUCACCGGCUCCCCCCAACCAAUAGACAUCUCCAAAUGUCUCGUACGCUUGAGUACACACCAUGUACUCGUCAGAUCUCUGAUGAAGUGCACGUUCCGACCGUUCGCGGUCGAACACCAAACCCACAUGGCGCAAUAGGUUCCCACCUUCCCACAAGGGGGAACUUAUGAGCGCAAGCCUGGCGCUGGCCGUGAAAUGGAAGUUCAUCUAUUCCGGCGGCGCAGCCAAUAUAUCGAGAGAUACCCAUCAAGCUCAAUACCAGCGUCCUUCCAGUCAAUUCGUCCUUCGUGCUUUCGAUCUCGGAGCGUCGUUGUUGGAGUGUGAGCGUUGAUUCGGACUGUGUCUGUAUAUGGCAAUGAAGUAAUGAUCUUUUUAAUAUAUCUUUG
Messenger RNA from Cantharellus anzutake, 1092 nucleotides. RefSeq lists its product as uncharacterized. The transcript is spliced from 5 exons. Bases 247 to 876 code for a protein of 209 amino acids. The record is from RefSeq and is a predicted model, not a curated record. Lineage: Eukaryota; Fungi; Basidiomycota; Agaricomycetes; Cantharellales; Hydnaceae.